This is a messenger RNA of Papilio polytes (common Mormon), 1890 nucleotides long. RefSeq lists its product as uncharacterized. The transcript is spliced from 3 exons. The coding region runs from base 1057 to 1860 and encodes 267 amino acids. The record is from RefSeq and is a predicted model, not a curated record. NCBI's taxonomy places the organism in Eukaryota, Metazoa, Arthropoda, Insecta, Lepidoptera, Papilionidae.
CAAGUUGAAAAUCUUUAAAAUGUAACUAGUUUUGUCUUGACUCGUUAAAUUCAAUUUAUUUCUGUUUAAAAUAUUCCUACAAUAUGUGUAUAAACGAAGUUUUGAACUAUUUUUUUUUUAAAUCAAUCAGUAAAAAUCUAUAAUUGUUUUGGGAAUUUAAAAUAUUAAGACAUAUAGUUACGGAAAUCUAUGUUAUUUUUGUAUAUAGAUAUUCUAAUUUCUAAAGUAUAAGACAUAGUCAUUAUGGACUUAAAUUUAAAUUUAAUAUUUGGUGGUGUAAGUUGUGAGAGAGGUUAGGUUGUAUGCGAAUGAAAAACAUUUUGUAUUUAUUGUCGUUUUGUUAAGAUAUAGCAUAUUCCAUUGUAAGUGUUAUUAUAAGGAGUGUCACGUCGCCGCGGCCGCUGGACGUCGUGCCCACACUUCCAAAAUGUAAUACUAAAGAGUAAAAUAAUGUAGAAAUAAAUGUAAAUAUUGUGCUCAUGUUUUGUUUAUUUCGUGCCCACUCGCGUUCAAUAAACCUAUUAUGCAAUAUUCUUAUGGCAAUUGUGGGUAAAAAUUAAAAGCAAUAUUAUUAAACUCUUUAAUAGACCAGAGGAUCUAUUAUGAUUUACGUGACGGUUGCAAAAAUCUAUUCGUAACGGUUUCGACGUUUGUAAGAUUCGUUAGUGUAUUUUACGAUCAGUAGGGGCGCUGCACAAAUCUAAAUGUUCUCACGAAUAUUCAUGAUAAGCCCUUUGAUAAGGUUCGGGCGAAUCUCGAAUGUUUAGAUGCGUCAUUUUAAUUGGGGCGUCUUAACCAUAUAGAAAUAUCUGAUUAUUAUAGUUUUAUAAUUCAACAAUAUCAGUAUUCACAGGCGGUUUCCUAGCCGAGGGCAUCAGCCGGAACCUCGGCAACCAGACAGCCAAAAUAAAUGUAGUUAUCCAAGGCCGGAUGCGCGCGGCAGUUCGAUUGCCGCGGUCGAACGUGCCGCGCGCCUAUUGGCUAUUUGCCGAAUACUGAUCGCUUUAGUCGGCCGUUGGCGCGCUCUACAGAAGGUUGGUUCGCGCGGCAAUUAGAAUGGACAACGAUAAAUGCCGCAAACUCAUACAAUUAUAUGGGGCUAAUGAGUUGAUGUGGAACAGCAAAUUACCUCAAUACCACAAUAAGAUAUUGAGGCUUGAGACUUGGAUGGAAAUAAGUAAAAAAUUGAACGUUCCUAUACCCGAAUUAAAAAAGAAAAUGACCAUACUUUUGGCUUCAUAUAGAAGGGAAAAGUGUAGAAUAAUGAAAAGUCUUUCGUCUGGUAAAGGUGAGGUUUAUGUUUCCAAGUGGUAUGGUUUUGAAGACUUUAAAUUUAUGAAGGACAAAGAAAUACCACAUGAAACGUUAGACCCGGUUUAUAAUACAAAUAAUGACGCGGAAUCUUUAGCUUCGGAAGAAAAUAAAACAGAACCUCAAAAUCCUGAAAGAAAAAAGAAUAACGAAGUUGUUUUUCCUAUACUUAGAGAACAUCUGACACGGGGGAAAAGAAAAAGAUUAAAUACAGAUGAUUCCUCUGAGCAAAAAAAAUCAUUUCACAAUGUACCUGAAACCACAACAUCGACUGAUUUAUAUUUCUCUUACGGGCAAUACAUUGCUAACGAACUCCGAAAAUAUGAUCAACACACUUUAAGUUAUGUGAAACAAGCCAUAAAUAAUGUGAUAUUUGAAGCUGAUAUAGGGAAAUAUUCAAAAUAUGCAGUUGACCAAAAUGAAGAAAUAUAUUAUAGUACGACGCCGUCCGCGUCCCCUCAGCCUACAUCCUUUCCACAGGCUCCAGACCCAAUUUGCACACCUAAACUUGAAUCGAAGCCAUCCCCUAUAUAUAACGAAGACUUUUAAACAAUAAAUAUUACUAUUCAGUAAAAAUUA